UGUCUUUUCAAAUUUUAAAAUUACUACCCCUAAAUAUGAACCACCAGCACCAACUCCUACACUCCCUGCUCUCCUCCACCACAGACUCCUUCCUCAGUACCCUCCUCACCUCCCUCCAUCCCUCUCUCACACACCCUGACUCCUCCCUCCCCCAAGCCCUUUCCAAAUUCCUCUCAGAAAAAUACCUAAUCUACCUCACUUUACUCCAAAAAUUCCAAAUCCCCUUAACAAAAACAGGCAAAAUCCUCCGAAUCCAAGCAGAAACCCACUCAAAAUCCCUAAAAAUUCUUCAAAAAUCACAUAAAAAUUACCAAAUUUUAUGGAAUUUUACUCUAAAUUUCAUAAAAAUCUCAAGUUUUGACUAUUCAGAAAUUUCCACGAAGGAAUUUAGAAGCCUCAAGAAGGAAAUUGAGAAGCUGAAAUAUAGGGUUCUGGCUGCAGUAGAGACAGGAUUUUGGGACAAGGCUGAAGAAGAGGUGGAAGGAUUAGUAGGGAUUUAUAGCCAGUGGGAAAGUGAUUUUGGGAAGAGCGAGAGCGAGCAGACUGCAAGUGUAAUGGUGCAGACUGAAGAUAUUGGGGAUUUUAGUGGGAGGAUGGAGGUGGGCAAGUGACAAGGGAAGAUUUUGAGGGAGAGCAAACAGGAUUAUGGCGAGCUGAUUAGGACGGUAAGGAAGAAAAGAGCAAACAAGUCUUAUGUCUCGGAGAUAAGUCUGGAGUGAAUUGAGCAUAUGAGCGCUGGGAUUUAUGAAGCGAAUGGAGAGUUUAGUAGCUCAGCUCUGUUUGAUAAGCAUAAGGAUAAGAGGUUCUCACAAGAAAAUCAAGUAGUGAAGAAGAUUAAGAAGCAGAGAAUGAGUACUCUUCAAAGAACUUCCUCUGUUCAUUGAGCUAUUGAGCCACUCUCAAAAACAUCUGAAACAGAAGUUAGUCUAGAACUCUCAACUGUAUCAAAUAGCAAAGAGAGAAAAAUAAAUAAAAGAAAAAGGAAAUCAAUCAGAAAGAAAUGUGGAUCAAAUUCUUUUCUUGGUUCAGUCACCAGACAGAAAGCUAGAAUGACCAUAAAGAAGAAUAGUCCUGACAAAAAUGAAAUAGAUUCUUCUGAAUUAGAAUCAGCUUUAUCAAGAGUUGUAGAGGAGAACAAGUCUGCUUGAAGAUGUAGCAGUAAGAAAUCCCAUAGAUCAUUUGAAAAGUGACCUCUUAACAAACCUUCUUUUCAAAGGGAGGAUGACUCUAACUCUAAGUUUAAUCACCAAUCAAAUCCAAAAGGGCUAAACCCCAACGUCUGAUAUCGGGAUCAAAAUGGGAAGGAUAAAAUCCUCGUGCCAAAUACUCCUACUAAGAUUGGAUUUAAGAGGCUUAAAAUAUCCGAAGAAUUUGAAUUCUAACACACUAAUUAAUCCUAAAUCGAUCUCAGUGCAUUCCAAUAUUAGUGAGAUUUCUA
Moneuplotes crassus is the source of this 1438-nucleotide messenger RNA. NCBI's taxonomy places the organism in Eukaryota, Ciliophora, Spirotrichea, Euplotida, Euplotidae. The record is from the annotation of a GenBank genome assembly.